Messenger RNA from Alnus glutinosa, 710 nucleotides. RefSeq names its product glucuronoxylan 4-O-methyltransferase 2-like. Gene Ontology annotation, biological process: xylan biosynthetic process. The transcript is spliced from 3 exons. Bases 1 to 465 code for a protein of 154 amino acids. Lineage: Eukaryota; Viridiplantae; Streptophyta; Magnoliopsida; Fagales; Betulaceae. The record is from RefSeq and is a predicted model, not a curated record.
AUGGCUAUGAGAAGCUGUGUGGAGUUUGAGCUAGAGUGGCUACGCCUUUUGAAGGAUAUCCACCGAAAACCGGUUCUCCCAAUGGGUCAACUUCCCCCCAUGACAUACGACAGUGAAGAUGAGGUCCUCAAGUCACGCGCCCCCUGCAACUUCCUCUUCUUCGGGCUCGGCCAUGACUCGCUCAUGCAGCUUCAGAGACCCUCAGACCACUUCAACUCACUUCAACCAUAUUCUAGCAUAAGCUUUCCUUGUAGAACCUUGGACCGUGACAUGAUCAUGAUCGAAGUGCUGUGUGGAUACUUCGCGGAGGCGCCAGGUCAGAUAAGCGCGAUACUCUCGACGGCUGUCAUGGCGAGGAAUAGGAAGGGAUCCUGUGCGACUCAAGUUUUCCUGCACGAUGUUGAUCGGAAGGUGGAGAAGACGUACGUGGAGUUUCGAGUUUCUGUGCAUGAAGAACCUAGUUAAAGGUGUUGGGAGGCUUGAAGACGACUUUCACAUGAACAAAUACUGAAACGCUGCGUUUAAUAGGUGGGCAAUUUUGGAAUGAUUUUUGCUUAAAUGGUCACGUGAGUUGCACAUGACUAACUUUCCGUUCAAACAGACGAGUGAGUGGACGGAAGGUAAAUUUUGCCACACGUUGGCAAGUUCGGGAGGGUCAUCUAACAAUUUUAAUACAUUAGGGGGUUUAUUGCCAGACCAUGGAUAAAAUA